AUGGGGCUCCCAAAGUCCAAAAAUGCCGUCGGACUCGGCAACACCCUGAUGAAUGACCGCUUUGGGAAGGGCAAAGGGUCAGACAUGCGGAGGGGCAAUUUUCAACCGGGCGCUCAGCAGGGCAUCCAGCGGAAAGGACAGGAUGGAGAGACGUAUGUGACGAACAGCAAGAAGGAAGCGUCAUGGGUCAAGAUGCGCAGUGUGACGGAACAGGGCGACCUCGACGAGUUUCUCAGCACCGCGGAACUGGAAGGUACCGACUUCACUGCGCAGAAGUUGAACAGCGUCAAGAUCAUCCACCGCGACUCGAGAAAUCCGUAUUUGCUGACCGCCACGGAGGAGAGGGCGGCCGUGCGGAAGCAGAAUGCGAAUCGAGCCCGUCUGACGGUUCCGCGACGACCGGCCUGGGACGAGAAAACCACACCGCGAGAAUUAGACACGCGCGAGCAAGAGUCUUUCAUGAUAUGGCGAAGAGGUUUGGCAAGUCUACAAGAGUCCGACGAUUUGCUGAUGACGCCGUUCGAACGCAACCUGGAGGUAUGGCGGCAAUUAUGGCGAGUCAUCGAGCGGUCGGAUUUGAUCGUGCAGAUUGUUGACGCUCGAAACCCUCUCCUUUUCCGAUGCGAAGAUCUGGAGAAGUACGUCAAGGAGGUGGAUCCGGGCAAGAACAACCUGCUGCUGGUCAACAAAGCCGAUAUGAUGACGUCCUAUCAACGGAAGAUCUGGGCCGAGCAUUUCAAGAAAGCUGGCAUUAGUUUCCGCUUCUUCUCAGCAGAAUUGUCAAAAGAACGGAACGAGGCACAGAAGGACGAGGAGGAUUCGGAGGACGAGUCUUCAGAGGAGGAAGAUGAAGAAGAAGAAGAUAUCUCUGCCGAAACAGAGAAGCUGGAUAUUGAUUCUACGGAUGGAUCUAACGAGGCCCCUCUCGAUGGUGACGACACGGAAGAUGAUUCUACGAGGAUUAUUACCACCGACGAUCUCGAAGACCUGUUCCUCGAGAAUGCGCCCGAGCCGGAGAACGACCGAGAAGGACAAACCAAAAGGAUAUCAGUUGGACUCGUCGGGUACCCCAACGUCGGUAAAUCGUCGACCAUCAACGCCCUCAUCGGCGCCAAGAAGGUGUCGGUUUCAUCCACGCCUGGCAAAACGAAGCAUUUCCAGACGAUCCAUCUGAGUCCCUCGGUCAUCUUGGUCGAUUGUCCCGGUCUUGUGUUCCCCAACUUCGCAACCACCAAGGCCGAGUUGGUGUGCAACGGUGUAUUGCCAAUCGAUCAGCUCAGAGAGUUCGUCGGACCGGCUGGUCUGAUCGCGGACAGAAUCCCCAAGGAAUACGUGGAGUCUACUUACGGGAUCAAGAUCCCCACUCGUCCGCUCGAAGAAGGUGGAACUGGCACGCCGACUGCAAGCGAGGUAUUGUCCGCUUAUGCUCGCGCUCGAGGCUUCUUCACCACAGGCCUAGGACAGCCGGAUGAAUCGAGAGCGGCGAGGCAAUUGUUGAAAGACUACGUCAAAGGCAAGCUGCUCUUCUGCCAUCCACCUCCCGCGGACCCUCCGCUCAACGGCACCGAUUUCAAUCGAGAGCUGUACGAUGCGAGCUUCACUCGUGCAUCCGAAGCUCCUGUCGUCUCCGAAGAGGGCACCGAGACGGAAUCACUAGCACUGGAAUCACUGGACGAUCUGGACAUGGUUCCUAUCGGGAUGGUCCAAGGGCCCAAAACGAAGCGAAUGGAUAAAAAAUUCUUCGCUCGAGGCCAGGGUGCCACCACCGCUCGAGGACAGAGUGGUGCCGGUCAUCUGACCAUGCCGUUCAAUUACCAGUACACCGAACAGGGACAGAACUCCGCCAAGGGCCUCAGCGGGCGGAAGCAGAAGGCGAUGUUGGCGCUCGAAAAGGAUAUAGAUCCGGCGGAUUUGAGAUUGGACACGAAGAAGCACUUCAAGGCCAACAAACGCAAGGCGAAGAAGAAAGCCGACGACGAUUGA
Messenger RNA from Eremomyces bilateralis CBS 781.70, 1983 nucleotides. Its product is annotated as P-loop containing nucleoside triphosphate hydrolase protein. Lineage: Eukaryota; Fungi; Ascomycota; Dothideomycetes; Eremomycetales; Eremomycetaceae. The transcript has 2 exons. Gene Ontology annotation, cellular component: cytosol. The coding region runs from base 1 to 1983 and encodes 660 amino acids. Gene Ontology annotation, molecular function: GTP binding; GTPase activity. Gene Ontology annotation, biological process: ribosomal subunit export from nucleus. The record is from RefSeq and is a predicted model, not a curated record.